Trichomonas vaginalis G3 is the source of this 759-nucleotide messenger RNA. RefSeq names its product Chain A Triosephosphate isomerase. Gene Ontology annotation, molecular function: triose-phosphate isomerase activity. Gene Ontology annotation, biological process: glyceraldehyde-3-phosphate biosynthetic process; glycolytic process; gluconeogenesis. Bases 1 to 759 code for a protein of 252 amino acids. The record is from RefSeq and is a predicted model, not a curated record. The transcript has a single exon. Gene Ontology annotation, cellular component: cytosol. Lineage: Eukaryota; Parabasalia; Trichomonadida; Trichomonadidae.
AUGAGAACAUUCUUUGUCGGAGGCAACUGGAAGGCUAAUCCAAAGACAGUCGAAGAGGCUGAGAAGCUUAUCGAAAUGCUCAAUGGCGCCAAGGUUGAGGGCAACGUUGAAGUUGUUGUUGCUGCCCCAUUCAUCUUCCUCCCAACACUCCAGCAGAAACUCCGCAAGGACUGGAAGGUCAGUGCUGAGAACGUCUUCACAAAGCCAAACGGUGCUUUCACAGGUGAAGUUACAGUUCCAAUGAUCAAGUCAUUCGGCAUCGAGUGGACAAUCCUCGGCCACUCCGAGCGCCGUGACAUCCUCAAGGAAGAUGAUGAAUUCCUUGCUGCCAAGGCCAAGUUCGCCCUUGAGAACGGCAUGAAGAUCAUCUACUGCUGCGGUGAGCACCUUUCUGAACGCGAAGCCGGCAAGGCCUCCGAGUUCGUCUCUGCUCAGAUCGAGAAGAUGAUCCCAGCUAUCCCAGCCGGCAAGUGGGACGAUGUUGUCAUCGCUUACGAACCAAUCUGGGCUAUCGGCACAGGCAAGGUUGCUUCCACACAGGAUGCUCAGGAAAUGUGCAAGGUUAUCCGUGACAUCCUUGCUGCUAAGGUUGGCGCUGAUAUCGCUAACAAGGUCCGCAUUCUCUACGGCGGUUCCGUCAAGCCAAACAACUGCAACGAGCUCGCUGCCUGCCCAGAUGUCGAUGGCUUCCUCGUUGGUGGUGCUUCCCUCGAACCAGGUUUCAUCAACAUUGUCAACUCCAAUGUCCACUCUAAGUAA